This is a messenger RNA of Drosophila navojoa, 2088 nucleotides long. RefSeq names its product FU domain-containing protein T48 (gene T48). The record is from RefSeq and is a predicted model, not a curated record. Lineage: Eukaryota; Metazoa; Arthropoda; Insecta; Diptera; Drosophilidae.
CGUUAUUGUGAAGAUCGUUGUCGUAGCGUGCGGUCGGUGGAGCGAAAUUGCGCGUGAGUUGUUUUCGAUUUUACCGUUACCGUUAAUUCACGCAAAACUCGCCAAAUGGAAUAAGAAAAAAAACUACGCGCAAUAUUUGUAGAUGUUUCGUGAGUGUGUGUGUCCAAUAAAUUGAUCAACAAUUACUAAUUGUUGCAUAGAAGUGUCGAAAAGCAAAAAACAGCAACAACAACCGUAACUCAAGUCGUUCGCUAAUUGGUGACAUAAUUUUUUUAUAACUGGCAAAAAAAAAAAAAAAAGAAAAAAAAGGCAAAAAAAAAAGCCUACAGAUAAUUGAAUUUUAGCUGCGGUCAAGUCCCGAACGAGACUUGAACUAAUUUGAUGUGAAAAGGUUUAAGUUUGUGUGUUAUUUUUAUCAGCGCUUGUGCGCUUUGUGCCGUUAAUUGAGGCCACUCGCUAUAUAAUUCAACUAGCAAUUUAUGUCUAGCCGAGUGUCCACUGUAAUUGUCUCUCGCAAUGUGGCACAGAAAAGCCGCUGAAUGUGAAAUGUGCCGCGUGUGUCGCCUGCUUUGCCUGCUGCUCAUGCUGCUUGGGGCGGCGCUGGGUGCCACGCCCUUUGCCAAGGAAUACCGAAGCGCGGGCCUGUUCAAAGGCAACACGCUGAUCGACAUGGAACUGGAUGCAGUCACCACACUGGACAUGGGCGCCGAGAAGCUAGAGAAAGCUUCAGGAGGCGGUGGCGGAGGGGCGGAAGCAGAGGAAGCAGUUAAUUCGGAUCAUAUGGAUAAUAUGAUGGGAUUCAAAGCGGAGUCGUCGGUCGUAUUGCCAGGCGUGCAGCUAAAUUCAGGCUGCCCCGUGACGACGAGCUCGCACUGUUUGCGCUGCAACAAGGCGGGCUGCAUCAAGUGUCCACUGUACCUGGUGACGGAUACGCGCCAAUGCGUGGAUGAAUGCCCCGCCGGCUAUCUGGAUCAAUGGUCGGCCCACACCGAGUUCAUGGGUCGCGUCUGUGUGCCCACUGGCUACUCCGGGCCGCUGAUGGCAGCGCUGGCCGGUCUGCUGGGCGGCUUCUUGGUCUGCCUCUCGCUGCUGGCCGUGGCCGUGAUGCUGGUGCGGCGCAAGCGACGGCGCAAGUCAGUCAAGCAGAAGCUCAUCAAUGAGAACACAAUGGAUCGAGCGGAUUUCAUGCGUCAGCUGAACGAGAUGCGACCCAAUGCGGAGUACUUUCUGGCCAUGCUGAACGACACGCGCCGGCAAAUACGCAAACUGUACUUGUCCGGCGAGGUGGCAGCGGCCAACUCGUAUCGGCCCAUUGUCCGGGACCUGGCCAAGCUGCUGAUACUGCUGAACAGGCCCAUUGAGCUGAUACCCACGCCGCCGCACGACUGGGCGCGGCUGUAUGCGUGGUCGGAGCACGCGCUGGAGCGCUAUAAGCCGCAAGUGGGUCAGCUGAUUGACUUCUUCCAGACCUCCCAUGCGGGCGGCGGUGGCUCCGAGGCGCUGUAUGCGGCGCCCAAGAAGCCCAGCCACAGCAUCUACAGGCAGCAACAGCAGCAGCAGAAGGCGGGGACGCCACCCAGUCAAAAGCUGGGCACGGAUCUGCUGCCAGGAGAUCGCAGCAGCAGCGCCUCGGCACAGCAGAAGCUGCAUCUGUUCGGUUCGCUGAUCAGCCUGCACGAGUUCGAAGAGCCGCGCGCCUCGGAUCCAUUUGGCAGCAGCUUCAAUACGCUGAAGAGCGGCAAUCUCAUCACGGAUCUCAAUGCCAGCUCGCUCUGGCUGGAGGAUGAGUUCUAUAAGCUGGGCUUUCGGCCGCAGGACGAGAUCACGACUGAGCUCUAGUGUCGGCCGCUGCAGCAGCAGAGGGAAGAGUAUUAUCCUAGCGCAAAGCUGGCUACGCUACACGCUUCCAUGUGCAGCGUAAGUCCAGCCCAGAGCUGAGCACAUUCCGCCAGGCCAUCAACAAACUGAGACGCACAUUUAGCUGCCGAUGCUAACUGUUAACGUUUAGUUUAGUUUAAUCUAGCUUAACCGUAGUUAGUCUAUCAUCUAGCCUCUACAGAGCGAACUAGUCAUGUAAAAUCACAAAAA